AUGUUUCAAGAUGGGUCGAGAUCCUCCGGAGGUGGCGGAGGAAGAGGCCUAGGUUUGUUGCGGUGUUGGCAGAUUCAGAACACCUUAACGACCAUCAAGUUCGUGAUUCUCUGUGGUUUCGUGACCAUCCUCGUCCUACUCGGAACAACCAGCUUCGGUGACUUUGGAAGCUCCAACGCCGAUGAUGCUGAUAACCAGAGCCUCGUCAACGAAACCAACUCGAUUCUCGCCGAGAUUCCAUCUCCUUCGGAUCCGGAAAACGUCAACGAGCCUCCUCCUGAAGUUGAGAUCAACGUCAACGCUACUACCACCUACACUCUCGGCCCCAAGAUCACCGACUGGGACAGUCAACGCAAGGUAUGGCUGAAUCAGAACCCUGAGUUUCCUAGUAUAGUCAAUGGCAAAGCUCGAAUCUUGCUUCUCACCGGGUCUCCUCCUGGACCAUGCGAUAAACCGAUCGGAGACUAUUAUUUAUUGAAAUCCGUGAAGAACAAAAUUGAUUACUGUAGGCUCCACGGGAUAGAGAUUGUGUAUAACAUGGCCCAUUUGGACGAGGAACUUUCAGGGUACUGGACGAAACUGCCUAUGAUUAGGAAAUUAAUGCUGUCACAUCCAGAAGUGGAAUGGAUUUGGUGGAUGGAUAGUGAUGCUUUGUUCACUGAUAUUCUCUUUGAGGUCCCGUUGUCUCGGUACGAGAAGCAUAAUCUGGUGAUUCACGGUUAUCCGGAUUUGCUGUUCAACGAAAAGUCAUGGGUUGCUUUGAACACUGGCGUUUUUCUGUUGAGGAACUGUCAGUGGUCGUUGGAUUUGUUAGACGCUUGGGCUCCGAUGGGACCGAAAGGUCGUGUCCGUGACGAAGCUGGGAAGAUUCUGACGGGUUAUUUGAAAGGAAGGCCGGCUUUUGAAGCGGAUGAUCAAUCGGCGUUGAUAUAUAUUCUGCUUUCGCAGAAGGAGACGUGGAUGGAGAAAGUUUACGUUGAGAAUCAGUACUAUUUGCAUGGUUUUUGGGAAGGUUUGGUUGAUAGAUAUGAGGAGAUGGUGGAGAAGUAUCAUCCGGGUUUGGGAGAUGAGAGAUGGCCCUUUGUGACGCAUUUCGUGGGGUGUAAACCGUGUGGGAGCUACGCUGAUUACGCGGUUGAGAGGUGUUUUAAGAGUAUGGAGAGAGCUUUUAACUUUGCGGAUGAUCAAGUGCUUGAGGUGUAUGGGUUUAGGCAUAGGGGACUGUUGAGCACUAAGGUUAAGAGGAUCAGGAACGAGACGGUUUCUCUUUUGGAGUUUGUAGACAAGUUUGAUAUCCGUAGAAAGCAUGCGGAAACUAAACCAUAG
Messenger RNA from Microthlaspi erraticum, 1326 nucleotides. The record is from the annotation of a GenBank genome assembly. Lineage: Eukaryota; Viridiplantae; Streptophyta; Magnoliopsida; Brassicales; Brassicaceae.